GAAGAAGUCUUGGGGUUCUGGCCGGCUUGAGCAUCUCUGGCCUAAUAGAAAGCCAUUCCCCCCCUUGAACCCCCUAAACUCCAGCCCAGAUCUGCAAAUCCUCCCCAGUCCUCCUCUCUGCCCCCCUUUCUCUCCUCCCAUUUCCUUCCCUCUGUCCUGGGCCUGGAAUUUGCUCCCCUCCCUUCCUAUCCUGAAUCCCAGCAGCCAAGAAGCAACUCCAAAGGCUCCUAGAAGUGUGUCCAGGAUUGGAAAGGGGGCAAUCCCCCCAUAGCCAAGAUCCCAGCCAAGAUUUCCAAGUCUAAGAUCUGUCCAUCAUGGGGGUCAGCCGUGGCUGUUUGCUCUGUGUUAAAGUGAAAAUGUUUGUCUUCAACCUCAUCUUCUGGUUGGGUGGCUGUGGAGUGCUUGGCGUGGGAGUCUGGCUGGCUGUUUCUCAGGGCCGCUUUGCCACCUUAUCAUUCUCCUUCCCAUCGUUGUCUGCAGCGGGCCUCUUCAUGGCGACUGGUGCAAUCAUCAUGGUUGUGGGUUUCCUUGGAUGCUUAGGGGCAGCCACUGAACAUCGCUGCCUCUUACUCACAUUUUUUGUGGUCCUUUCCACCCUCUUCCUCCUGGAGCUGAUUGGGUUGUUAGUUUUUGUCACCUGCAGGGAUAAGUUUGACAAAUAUGCCCAGUCUAACCUAAAGGAAGGGCUUAAGCUGUAUGACACAGAAGGCAACUUGGGGUUAACCAAAGCUUGGAACCAUGUUCAGAAUGAGUUCCGAUGCUGUGGCGUGCAGAGUUACACCGACUGGUUUGAGGUACGCAACCAAACAUGGGUUCCUGUGUCCUGUUGCUUACAGCAAAGUGACACUUGCCAAGAGGACAGCACCAGCUGGUGGAAAGAGCCCUGUUAUGAGAAGGUGAAAGUCUGGCUAGGAGAGAACAUUUCUGCAAUGGGCAUCUUUGCUGCUUGCAUCAUUGUUGUCCAGGUCUUGGGCAUCGUGUUCUCCAUGCUGAUGUAUUGCCAGGUCCGGCGAGCAGAGAAGUACUAUGACUGAGCCCCUCUGAAUCUACUUCUUUUAGUUCAGGGACACGAGGCUAUGAAGCAGCAUUUAGGGCAUUUCAUGCUCCGUAGGAGCUCCUUUGCUUUUCCACCCAACUCCUUCCUUUUCAUUUUUCAGGACCUUCCUUCUCCUGCUAAAGCUAAUUCCCACCAUUUACAGAUUGUCUUACCUCCUAAGUAGUAGUACAUUUACUCCAGGAUAGUCUGUCCUCUCCUAAAAGCCCUUCCUUUGCUACUUCUCCCCCCUUUACUGCCCAUGUCUUUUUUCAGCUCCUAAGUGAGGCUCCUUCUCCUUUUUUAGCUUACAUAGACCCCCCCCCAAUAUCUUGUAUCAUAAUCUCCCUCUCCCUUUAACUCUGUUGCCUUUGUAUAUAACAGAACUAUACCAAGCACCAAUAAAAUCAAUGAUUUUAUGGUCACUA
Molecule: messenger RNA, 1461 nt
Organism: Sceloporus undulatus (fence lizard)
Lineage: Eukaryota; Metazoa; Chordata; Lepidosauria; Squamata; Phrynosomatidae
Product: tetraspanin-4-like
Exons: 8
Coding region: 315-1034 (239 amino acids)
Cellular component (GO): membrane
Source: RefSeq, a predicted model, not a curated record